Nymphaea colorata (pocket water lily) is the source of this 1404-nucleotide messenger RNA. RefSeq names its product pentatricopeptide repeat-containing protein At4g21065-like. Gene Ontology annotation, biological process: RNA modification. The record is from RefSeq and is a predicted model, not a curated record. Bases 1 to 1404 code for a protein of 467 amino acids. NCBI's taxonomy places the organism in Eukaryota, Viridiplantae, Streptophyta, Magnoliopsida, Nymphaeales, Nymphaeaceae. Gene Ontology annotation, molecular function: protein binding; RNA binding. The transcript has a single exon.
AUGCCAAAAGGGUUUCGAUUAGUGAAGCAGAAGUUCACCCUCAGGCAAAUAAAGGAGAUCCAUGCUUGUCUUCUAGCGACAGGAAAAUCUAGCAACAAGUUUCAGCAAACGAAAAUUCUUGCACUCUACGCAUCUUCUCCUUUGAACACCAUGGCUUUUGCCGAGUUGGUCUUCUGUCAGAUGGUAAAGCCAGACACCUUUUCAAUCAACACGAUGAUAAAGGGCUACAAUCUGCAUUUCGACCCACAGAAAGCACUUCAGUUCUACUAUCAAAUGAGGAGAAGAUCAAUGGCUUCCGAUAGUUUCACCAUUGCAUUUGUUCUUGAAGCAGUGACUGCUGCAUUAUUGAUUAGGAAUGGAAAAGGAAUGCAUGGGCAGAUGAUCAAGUUUGGUUUCGAAACAUCCAUUGUUUUAAAAACCAACUUGAUCCAAAUGUACGCCGAUUGUGGUAGCAUCGAUGAUGGCAGCAAAGUGUUUGAUGAAAUGCCUCGGAAGGACUUGAUCUCAUGGAGCACUAUGAUGGCUGCUUACGCAAGACUUGGCCGUGUUCGUGAGGCUCUGGCAUUGUUGGAGGACAUGAAGAGGAAAGAAAUCACACCUAAUGAGUACACAAUGGUGCCCUUGUUGAGGGCAUGUGCUCAAGCAUGCGCCUUGACUCUAGGGGAGCAUCUACAUGCAUACAUAGGAAGAAGUCCUCAAAUUAGGAGGGACACCCACUUGGGAAAUGUUCUAGUCUACAUGUACGCAGCCUGUGGUGCGUUGGACAAAGCAGUUAACGUUUUCAACGAGAUUGAACAAAAGGAUGUACUCUCUUGGAGCACCAUGAUCGGAGGGUUUGCAGUUCACGGCCACGGAGAGGAAGCUUUGAGUCUCUUUGCUCAAAUGAAGUUCGCAGGAGUAAAACCAAACGAUGCUACACUGGUAAGUGUACUGCAAGCCUGCAGUCAUGCUGGCCUAGUUUCUGAGGGCCGGAAACAUUUUGACCUAAUGAAGAGUGAGUAUGGCGUAAGUCCAAAGCUUGAGCACUACGGUUGCAUGGUAGACAUGCUUGGGCGUGCGGGGCUUUUGCCUGAGGCACACGAAUUCAUCAACAGCAUGCCAAUUCCACCCAAUGCCAUCAUCUGGCGCACUUUGUUAGGUGCAUGCAAUGCACAUGGGGACACGAAACUAGCAGAAAUGGUAUCAAAAACCCUUCAAGAGUCAGACUGUGAUCAUGUAGGGAAUCAUGUCCUCAUGUCCAAUAUAUACUGCAAAGCUGGAAGGUGGUUUGACGCCGAAAGAAUAAGAAACAUGAUCAACCCAGUAACAAACAAGAAACUGCCAGGUGAAAGCUCAAUAGAAGCAAGCAGCAAUGUGAAUGCUGAAAUUGUAAAUCCACCUCUUCAUCUUAAAACUGAAGUGUGA